AUGGCUGAACCACCCAACAACGAAAUGACCGAAGAAGAAUUCGAGGCCAAAGCCCGAGCAGAACUGGAGCUCACAGAAGUCAAGCAGUGCUUGAAGGAAGCUAACAGGACGUUCCGUGAAGCUGCCAUCAAUGCUGUCGACGCCUUCAAAGCGCACAGCGACCAUCUCGAGUCCCGAAGGACUGAAAUUAUUGAAAGACUCGGCCGUCAGUACCCUCAUAUUGCUGAUGAGCUACGGCAAGGAUACCUAAUACCGGAUAAUUCACGUGGAACCCAUGUUUCUCGUGGCAUAUUAUUCUCGUAUAAACCGCAAUGUGAGAGGGGCAGCGAAACGUUUAUUGAGACGUCCCUUUCAAGCCACUUGCUCGACAAUGCGAGUAAUUGCCAGGAAGAUAGUUCUGAAAUAAGGAAGCCAUUGCUUUCCAAGCUUUCUCCACCGCCAUUAAAGUCAGCAUCGAAUAUUCGGACCACGGAGUCUGACGACACAUUGGGUAAACCUUGCUCACGCCCCCGCCCAUCGAGGUUGCGACCCAUCAAGACUACACAGGGUACGAUCAAAACCUCCGUGCUCCGCAACAAAAACUAUUGGAUCUUCGAGUACCGAAACAUCCAUACAUCUGGAUACUACAUUCUGAGGUGUCCCUCUGACGAUUGUCCCAACCCGGUGUUUUCCAAGAACCCAUUGUGUGAAGACCGGGCGAAACGACACCUUCAGAAGUGUGGUCAUAGAAUCGGAAACGUGGACGACUUGAUUUAUCAUUAUGCACGAACAGUCGUUACAGGUAAAAAGGACAAUGGAAAGAAGCGAGAAGUUACCUCGACCUGGGUUCAAAAUCACAACCGAAAUCUACUGUCCAGAAUGGAGGAAAACCUCAAGGGAGAGAACCUUCGUGAAAUUUGA
This is a messenger RNA of Pestalotiopsis fici W106-1, 900 nucleotides long. RefSeq lists its product as uncharacterized. The record is from RefSeq and is a predicted model, not a curated record. The coding region runs from base 1 to 900 and encodes 299 amino acids. The transcript is spliced from 3 exons. Lineage: Eukaryota; Fungi; Ascomycota; Sordariomycetes; Amphisphaeriales; Sporocadaceae.